GAAGAGCAUUCAGCAGCCCAUUUCAAAUUUACAAACCGAAUAGCUUUCCUGCAAUCACUGUGUCACUCAACUCACUCUACAUACACAACGACAGUCUCAGUAGUGUAGUCUUCUUCGGAUCGCCGGCGGAGCAGAAGACGGCGACGGCGGCAGAGAUGGGGCCACCAAAAUCCGGCCGUUCAAUUUCGCAACAAGCCUUCGACGAAAUGGUGAAAGAGAACAUCGAUGAUCUCGGCAUGGAUCCCUCCGAUGCCCUCCAAGACGCCAUCGAAACCCUAACUCUCCAAGGCGUCGAUCUCUCUGGAAUCGUCACUUGCGUUCCCGGCGAGGGCUCUGUCAAGGACAACCCUGUGAUCCAGUCCUUGGAUAGGCUGAAACAGUUGAAUUCUGAUUCGACGGAUCGAAUUGGAGACCAGAACGAUGUCGAUGAGGUGAUUGUGUUGCUUGAUAAGUUGGCCGAUUUGUGUUCGAUCGAAGGAUCUGGAAACGCCGCCAUCGCCAUGAAAAACGGAGGGCUCGAAUUGGUUUGUUCUGUCUGUUUGAAGCUUCGUGGUGGGAGCGAUCGGGGUCUGGUUUCGGCAUUUGAGGCAAUUGCAUCACUUCUUCAUGAUGUUCAAAGUAGUGAAACAUUUCAAAAGAAUGGUGGACCAAAGAUGGUGAUGGGUAUCCUAAAUGAUGGCACUCAAAAUUUGAAAAUCCUGAAUGGUGGUUUUUCUGUUGUUGCUGCUGCUGCAACUGGUAAUGAGAUUGUCAAGGAAUCAUUCAUGGACUUGAAAAUUGAUGAGCUUAUGAUCCAAAUUUUGAGGACACAUGGUAAAGGGUGCAUCCAUAGUAUAUAUGAUGCUAUACAAGCCUUGCUUACACCUGAUGAUAAUCGUGUUGUGGCAUCCCAAGUCUAUGGUUAUGCUCGAAGAUUUGCAAAAAUUGGAAUUGCAGAAGCUCUUGUGGACUUGCUUAAAGAAGGGCUCAGUUCGCCAUGUCUAGUAUCAGCAACCAUGACUUUAAAGGCUGUUGCUGUUAAUGACGAAAUAUGUAGAUCUAUUGCUGCAAGUGGGGGUGUAGAUGCAGUUCUCCGAUGUAUUGGUGACAGCGGUGAGCAGGGCAAUAAAAUAGUGGCUCGAGCUGCUUGUUCUUUAUUGUCCAAGUUGGCAGGAAGUGAUACAAAUAAGAGUGCUAUUAUUGAAAAAGGAGGGAUGGAUAGGAUAAUCAAACUCUCGGCCAGAUUUUUUGAUGAUCCAUCUGUUUUACAAGAGGUUAUGUCUGUUAUAUGUGUGCUCUCUUUGAGAUCCCCAGACAACGCAACUCGUGCCAUUGAAGCUGGAGCUGGAGAUCUUGCUAUCCAAGCCAUGCAGAGGCAUCCCGGAGCUCAUCAAAUGCAGAAGAGUGCUUGUAUGAUGAUCCGGAAUCUUGUGGCUAGGAAUCCAGAAAACAGAACUCUUUUGCUUAAUAAUGGUAUUGAGAAGAUCAUAAGGAAGGCCAAGGAAAACCACACAAGCUGCAAGGACGCUGCUACUGAUGCGCUCAGAGAUCUGGGGCUUGAUAACUACAACUUAUAGUUCACACUCCUCUUUCCAUUCACUACUUUUUGCAAUGCUGUUUCUUGUGUAUCGAUGUAACUUUUUGUGUUAUACAACAAAAUUUAUCUACUUUUUUUAA
Molecule: messenger RNA, 1656 nt
Organism: Camellia sinensis
Lineage: Eukaryota; Viridiplantae; Streptophyta; Magnoliopsida; Ericales; Theaceae
Product: ARM repeat superfamily protein
Molecular function (GO): protein binding
Source: RefSeq, a predicted model, not a curated record